ACAUGGUUUAUAAAUAUGAUCACACAAUUUUAACAUUUUACGGAUAAUCAACAAAGGAUGUGACAGACUAAAUUUCGUACCAGUAAAAAAGAAAAACCGAUAUUGUGCAUACUGUUAUGCAUAAUGCAAUUACGAGUGAAGCAACAUCUUUCGAAAAUCGAUCUUCUUGGCGAAUAAGUGCAACAAACAGAACUUAUUGACUAAAUGUAAAUAUAGAAUGAAUAAAACACAAGAAAUUGUUAAUGGAAAUACACAUGUGACCAUGGAGAAAGACAGGGAAUUGCACGAUGAAAUUAGUAAUUUUCUACAAAGCGUUACCAAUAGAACAACAGAGGAGAAAGUUACAAUGGUAGAUGUAAUACCACAGAUUGUUUGUAGCUGUAUACUUCAUUGUAUGGCUAUACAGGUUGGCAUAAACAUGGCUUACGCUACAGUUCUCGUGGACGGUCUGGAAUCCGACAAUAUUGAAAACAUACCUAUAACUGAGACCGAAGAAUCUUGGAUAGCAAGCCUAGUUACAAUAACGAUACCGAUAGGAUCCAUUAUUUCCGGUCCUCUGAUGGACAGAUUCGGGCGCAAAAUGAUUUCUUUGCUGUGUUGUGUUCCUGCAAUAGUAUCCUGGCUGUUGCUGAUAUUCGCCGAUUCCAUAAGUACUAUUUAUGCGGCUCGAGUUGUCGCCGGAAUCGCAGCGGGAUUGUCCACCGUCGGUCUGGUUUACAUACCGGAGAUCACGCAUCCGAAAGUCAGAACGAUAAUUAUGUGCCUCGUCUCGGCGUUCGUUUCGUUGGGCAUACUGAUCACUUGUUGCCUGGCCAUAUUUCUCGACUGGCGCAAAAUAGCGAUAGUUUUCCUCGCGUUGAACUGUUGCAUCUUCUUCUCAUUCCUCUACGUACCCGAGAGCCCUUACUGGCUCGCGUGCUUCCGCAACGGCAUGUCCGACAAGAAAAGGGUCUGCGAGAUGAGGCGCAGUCUGAGGCGGCUCAAUCGGAAGCAAACGAUGUACGAGCGAGAGUACUCGCGAAUCCUGGAGGCCUACGGAAAUCGCACAGUAAGUGACGAAGCGUCCGAGAGCGUAGUAGCGUCCGUAAAGAGUUACUAUCACAGCUUUACGUUCCCGGAGGCCUACAAGCCGCUAACGAUACUCGUGGUACUUUUCCUGUUGCAACAACUCACCGGCGCCUACGUCGUCAUAUUUUACGCCAUUUCUGUCUUCCGCGAGAUGGGUGGUACGUUCGGCAGGGGCUUGGACGAGAACAGCGCGCUCGUCAUGCUGGGUAUCAUUCGCUUCGUCAUGAGCCUAAUAACAGCUUUCUACAGCCGGAGGUACGGCAGGAGGGUUCUCUGUAUCGUGAGCGCGAUCGGAAUGGCCAUCCCGAUGUUCCUCGCUGGAAUGUACAUGCACUUUACGGUGUCGUACGACGAGAACGGCAACCUGCAGGAAACCAUGGUCGAGCAAAAGUGGCUGCUGCUCUUCUUCGUCUUGUCGUACAUUUGCACCAGCACGUUCGGAUUCGUGACCAUUCCGUGGACGCUGAUCGGGGAAUUGCUUCCGGUAUCGAUACGCGGCAUCGGCGCGAGUCUCAUGAUCGCCUUCGCUUACUUAAUAAUGUUCGCCGUGGUAAAGAGCUACCCGUAUAUUCUCAGGUGCAUAAGCAUCGAGGGGAUCUUUUUCUUUUUUAGCUUCUUUUCCCUGGUAGCCACAGCUUUCGUGUAUUUCUUCCUACCGGAAACGUUGGGCAAGUCGUUCGCCGAUAUAGAAAAGUAUUUCAAGAAGACAGAAACGCGUAACGCUACUCCUAGGCGCCCUUGAUACUUGCACUUUUUGUUCUUGCUGUGAUAUGGUUGGAUAUGCAUGAGUUUUGGAUAUUAUUUAUAAUACGUUUUUUGCUAAAGAGAGUUUGCUUGGGCCAUUGCGCGGUAGAUGAUUGUAUGGUUGGUGUGUGGAAAAGUGGUUUGGAUUUCAGUGCCUUUUCAGACAAUAAAUAAUUUUGGUAGCUAAUUAUAUAAUGCUAAUAGUGAGAUGGGUCAAUGUUAUGUAUAUUAAUUGUUAUUAGAUUAUUGUUAUUGGCGUGUGUAUGUAUACACACACACACACACACACCAAUUAUGAAGACAGUAUAUAAAGUAACUCCAGAAAUGUUACAUUAAAAAAAAAUAUAAAUUUUGUUACAUCU
Ooceraea biroi (clonal raider ant) is the source of this 2174-nucleotide messenger RNA. RefSeq names its product facilitated trehalose transporter Tret1. Gene Ontology annotation, cellular component: membrane. Gene Ontology annotation, molecular function: transmembrane transporter activity. The record is from RefSeq and is a predicted model, not a curated record. Gene Ontology annotation, biological process: transmembrane transport. Lineage: Eukaryota; Metazoa; Arthropoda; Insecta; Hymenoptera; Formicidae.